Messenger RNA from Clarias gariepinus (North African catfish), 1782 nucleotides. It is a transcript of the gene cldn8.1, whose product is annotated as claudin 8.1. Gene Ontology annotation, molecular function: structural molecule activity. The record is from RefSeq and is a predicted model, not a curated record. The transcript has a single exon. Gene Ontology annotation, cellular component: bicellular tight junction; plasma membrane. Gene Ontology annotation, biological process: cell adhesion; bicellular tight junction assembly. The coding region runs from base 197 to 1060 and encodes 287 amino acids. NCBI's taxonomy places the organism in Eukaryota, Metazoa, Chordata, Actinopteri, Siluriformes, Clariidae.
AGUAGGCAGGGAUCAAGUGCACACAGCUCAUCCGCUGGGACUGCUUCUCCACCUGAAUACAGAUCCCAGCUAAACAGAGAGAGAGAAGGAGAGAGUUUUUUUUUCCAGGUAGAAGGAAUGCUCUACUGCUUGCUCCAUUCAGACUAAAAGUUGUGAAAAGUUUUCAUCCACUUGACCCCAAGGAGACUGAGCGAAGAUGGCAGGCCAGCCAAUGGAGCUGGCAGCACUAUUCCUGACUCUGUUGGGCUUCAUAGGGGUCUCAGCCAGCACGGGGAUGCCCAUGUGGAAGGUGACGGCUUUCAUCCAGGAGAACAUUAUCGUUAUGGAGACUCGCUGGGAGGGUUUAUGGAUGAACUGCUACCGCCAGGCCAACAUCCGCAUGCAGUGCAAAGUGUACGACUCUCUGCUCUACCUACCUCCGGAGCUCCAGGCUUCCCGUGGCCUCAUGUGCUGCUCGGUGGCGCUGGCUGCCAUUGGCUUGUUCAUUGCCAUCACGGGAAUGAAAUGCACUGCAUGCAUACAAGGAAACGACCGCGCCAAGCGUAUCGUUCUCAUUGUGGCUGGCUGUCUCAUUAUGCUCGCCUGCCUAUGCUGCCUUAUUCCGGUCUCCUGGACCGCCAAUGUGAUCAUCCAAGACUUCUACAACCCCCUACUGAUCGACGCACAGCGAAGGGAGCUUGGCGAGGCGCUCUACGUUGGAUGGGUCUCCUCUGUAUUGCUUUUUGCUGGCGGGUGCAUUUUUUUGUGUUGCAGUGGAUCAAACGAAAAACGGCCUGACCAGUCUCGCAUUCCUUACAAGAGGGAUGUGCCGUACGUAGCAUACCAACCUCAGCCACAACCAGCGAUGUAUCAGCCCAGAUCUGCCGCUGCCUAUAGUUUUUCCUCCAGAGAACCAUCCUUCAUCCAGACGUCAACUCAACCAUCCACUGCCCACACAUACAGACAGCACAGCUUCGUCCAGCCAUCCAGGCAGCACAGCUUCGUCCAGCCGGUCAGACAGCACAGCUUCGUCCAGCCAUCCAGGCAGGUGUCGGUUCGUAGUGGUGUUGACUAUCUGUGAAAAUGACAGGAUAAGCACGAAUAAGGACAGAAAAGGGGUUACGAUAACCUCAUCUGAACAAUAUGUCUUUAUAAGCGUAUUUAUCCUUGACUAACCUUACUUGACAGGUUUUAUUUGACAUCAGCUUUCUUUGAGUGUGUAAAUCAUAUGUACGUGGCUUACGUUUAAAAAGUCAAGAUGAUUCACUGUAAUGUCCAGCUAUUCUCCACCUCUGAUUAUUGAUUAUAUUUUAGAAAAAUGUGUCCAUAAGUUAUAUUUAGUGUUGAUUGUCACAUUGUACUUAAGGAUGAUACAUUAAAUUAAUGACCGUUUUUUUUUUUUUUUUUUUUUUGGAAUGUAUGAGGGAUUUGUUUAGAGGGUGAGACAAGUUCCUUGCACGAAACGAUGUUUACCAAACUCUUUGUGUACUCCUACAUCGUAGUGAUCCGUGUGGCCCAAGGCUAUUGUUUGAAAUGUAAGCCAAUGGGACUACAUUGUCUCAAAUUAUUCACUGGAACACUCCCUUUAUAUCCAUACACACCAUACAGGUAAAGCUCAACAAGGACAACAUACAUCUAAUAAACUUUUAUUGGUAUUACAAAUACAAAUUAGUUUUAUGGCAAAAGAACAGGUUUGACAUUUGAAUACAAUAAUCUAUUUUUUUUUAAUGGAGAUUUAAGCUACAAAUGUUUAUAUAUGCACUUAUAAAAUGUAUUUUCAUCCUGUUAUUUCACCAACUCUAU